Messenger RNA from Knipowitschia caucasica, 888 nucleotides. The record is from the annotation of a GenBank genome assembly. NCBI's taxonomy places the organism in Eukaryota, Metazoa, Chordata, Actinopteri, Gobiiformes, Gobiidae.
AUGGGGAGCGGCCUCAUGAUCGAGGGUCUGCUCAGCGCCUGUUACCACAUCUGUCCAAACUACAACAACUUCCAGUUCGACACGUCGUUCAUGUUCAUGCUCGCUGGUCUGAGUGUGAUGAAUCUGUACCAGAAGAGGCACCAGAACCUCACCCCACGGUCCAGGACCUUCUGUGCCUUCAUAGCCUUCAUCGUGGUCAUCUCUGUGAGCGGCGUGGUUGUUGAAGACGGGAGCCCUGUGUUCUGGACGUUCUUCUCCCUCUUUCACUUGGUGGUUGUGGUCGUCCUCAGUCGUCUGCUCUUCACCGGGAAAACUCCAAAGGUCUGCCCCCUGCUGUGUAACCGCUGCCCGCCGUCAGACCGCUGCCCGCCGUCAGACCGCUGCCCGCCGUCAGACCGCUGCCCGCCGUCAGACCGCUGCCCGCCGCGCGACAGCUGCCUGGAUGCUUGUCGGCUGGUGUUGCUGGUGCUGGUGAACCUGGUCAACGUGUCUCUAGCCGUGUAUGGACUCGUUCAGAGACCAGCGGACUUCGAUUCUCAUCUUUUGGCCAUUUUUAUUGUGAAUCUGAUUCUGUACCUUGGAUUUUACAUCUUCAUGAAGAUGGUGAGUGGAGAAGGCCUCACGUAUCUGACGGUUUUCUACUCUGUUCUCACUGCGGUCUUUUGGGGAUUUUCUCUGUACUUCUUCAACCGAGAUCUGACCAACUGGGAGGUGUCGGCCGCAGAGUCUCGUGAGAAGAACCGAGAGUGUGUUCUGUGGUCGUACUUCGACCAUCAUGACGUCUGGCACUUCCUGUCAUCUGUCGCUCUGUUCGGAUCCUUCCUGAUGCUUCUGACGAUCGACGACAACAUCGAUUCUGUCCCGAGAAGCAAGAUCCCUACUUUCUAA